Truncatella angustata is the source of this 1157-nucleotide messenger RNA. Its product is annotated as putative cytochrome b5. Gene Ontology annotation, molecular function: heme binding. The transcript is spliced from 3 exons. Bases 251 to 658 code for a protein of 135 amino acids. The record is from RefSeq and is a predicted model, not a curated record. Gene Ontology annotation, cellular component: endoplasmic reticulum membrane; intracellular membrane-bounded organelle. NCBI's taxonomy places the organism in Eukaryota, Fungi, Ascomycota, Sordariomycetes, Amphisphaeriales, Sporocadaceae. Gene Ontology annotation, biological process: sterol biosynthetic process.
GCAGACGCAGACGCAGACGCAGACAGGACAGCAGAAAGCAGAAGGCAGUAGAAGGUCAGCACUGUUAUUCGCUGGCAUCUAAUUUCUUCACCCGAAGCGCAAACUUGCCCUCCAUCCUUUUCUUCACCUCCUGCCUCUUGCCCGACAACCAGCAACAGCAACGACCGCUCCUUCUCCUUCUCCUUGCCCCGUUUCUUCAAUUGCCUAGACUCUUUAAUUAGAUCGUGUCCCGUUAAGAAGAUAUUCCAAAAUGGCCGACAAGGAGUACACCUACCAGGACGUUGCCGAGCACAACACCAAGAAGGACCUGUUCAUGGUCAUCCACGAUAAGGUCUACGAUGCGACCAAGUUUGUCGACGAACACCCUGGUGGUGAGGAGGUGAUGCUCGAUGUCGGUGGUCAGGAUGCGACGGAAGCCUUCGAGGAUGUCGGCCACAGUGACGAGGCCAGAGAGACCCUCGAGCAACUGCUCGUCGGCUCCCUGAAGCGCCAGCCCGGAGACCCCAGCCCCAACUCUACCAAGCCCUCGUUAUCACCCACCGCCAACACCAGCUCCGCCGGUCUGGGUACGGCUGCCUACGCUGUCGUCUUCAUUGGUGGUCUUGUCGCCUUCGGUGCCUACCAGUACCUCCAAGGCCAAGAGAACAAGCAGGCUUAGAUUUUUAGGGGAGGGAUACUAGUGAACACGGUGUCGGCGACGACAUGAGGGAGCAAGUUUGUGGAGCGAUGAAUAUGGUUUGUGCUUCAACAUAUACUGCACUGCUCGUAAAUCUCUGGCUUGGAGACUUAUUCGAUUGUUUCAUGGGGGGGUCAUGUAGCCUUUAUUGACAUUUAAUAGACUGUGCCUUCAUGCGCAUAUCACAUGGUAUAAUUACCUAUGCCAUCCUGCAUAAUCUAUAGACUCAAUGGACCGGAGACGAAGCGAAAUAUAGGUUGUGCAAAAACUUAUCUGCACAAUAACCUUUGUUUUUGUUGCUUUAUGCAAGCUACCUAUAUUUGAACGAUAUUGCAUCUUUCAUGCUUGAGCUGGGACGACUGGAAAUGAGUUGUCUCGAUGUCCGAUCAUCUGCACGAAGUCGAUGCACGUCAGCUUCACGAUAAAAGUGCUAUGCAGGAGCUCGACCCCGCGCUGGGCUCUGGGUCUUACUACAUGCGGG